Molecule: messenger RNA, 1363 nt
Organism: Teleopsis dalmanni
Lineage: Eukaryota; Metazoa; Arthropoda; Insecta; Diptera; Diopsidae
Product: glutamate receptor ionotropic, kainate 2-like
Exons: 7
Coding region: 11-1297 (428 amino acids)
Biological process (GO): modulation of chemical synaptic transmission; synaptic transmission, glutamatergic; monoatomic ion transport
Cellular component (GO): plasma membrane; postsynaptic membrane
Molecular function (GO): transmitter-gated monoatomic ion channel activity involved in regulation of postsynaptic membrane potential; glutamate-gated receptor activity
Source: RefSeq, a predicted model, not a curated record
UCCUUAUUGUAUGCGUAAAGAAUCCUCAGUACCACUAACUGGAAAUGAUCAAUUUGAGGGAUACGCUGUUGAUCUUAUACAUGAAAUAUCGCUUGCUCUAGGUUUCAACUAUAAAAUUCAGUUGGUACCAGACGGUAGCUAUGGCAGUUUCAACAAACAAACAGGUGAAUGGAACGGUAUGAUACGCGAACUACUGGAACAAAGAGCAGAUCUUGCAAUAGCGGACUUAACCAUUACAUUUGAACGAGAGCAGGCAGUAGACUUCACUAUGCCUUUUAUGAAUUUAGGAGUUUCGAUUUUAUAUAGAAAACCAGUGAAACAACCACCAAAUCUUUUUUCAUUCCUAUCACCAUUAUCUUUAGAUGUUUGGAUUUAUAUGGCUACAGCGUACUUGGGUGUAUCAGUUUUACUUUUUAUUUUGGCAAGAUUUACGCCAUAUGAGUGGCCAGCAUAUGCGGAUGCACAUGGUGAAAAAGUGGAAAGUCAAUUUACUCUACUGAAUUGUAUGUGGUUUGCUAUUGGAUCACUGAUGCAACAAGGUUGCGAUUUCUUACCAAAAGCUUUAUCUACACGUAUGGUAGCUGGCAUGUGGUGGUUUUUCACAUUAAUUAUGAUUUCUUCAUACACUGCUAACUUGGCAGCAUUUCUGACUGUGGAACGUAUGGAUUCUCCAAUCGAAAGUGCUGAAGAUUUAGCGAAGCAGACACGUAUAAAGUACGGAGCACUUAAAGGUGGCAGCACAGCCGCUUUCUUUAGGGAUUCUAAAAUCUCAACAUAUCAACGAAUGUGGUCAUUUAUGGACUCCGCAAGACCUUCCGUAUUUACCUCGAGUAAUGGUGAAGGUGUAGAUCGUGUAGUAAAAGGCAAAGGCACUUACGCUUUCUUAAUGGAGUCAACAUCUAUUGAAUACGUGACAGAACGUAAUUGUGAGCUCACUCAAGUGGGUGGCAUGUUGGACACAAAGAGCUAUGGCAUAGCCACUCCACCAAGUAAUUUGAACUAUUCGCCUUAUCGUACGGCUAUUAACGGUGUUAUUCUAAAAUUGCAAGAAGAAGGUAAACUGCACAUACUGAAAACUAGAUGGUGGAAGGAAAAACGCGGAGGUGGUAAUUGCCGUGUGGAAACUUCUAAAUCAUCAUCAGCGGCAAAUGAAUUGGGUUUAGCGAAUGUGGGUGGAGUAUUCGUAGUACUAAUGGGCGGUAUGGGUGUAGCUUGUGUGAUUGCCGUAUGUGAAUUUGUGUGGAAGUCUAGAAAAGUAGCAGUGGAGGAGCGAUUAAGUGCAAUACUUCAUGAAUGAGAAAAAUCGUAAACCCAAGCGAAAUGGGUUACGAUUAAAACGAAACAAUAAAUUUAAAGAAUUUUA